AUGGGAAGUCCUGGUCACUUCUCAAAACCAGGAGAUUUAGCACGGCUGUGGCACAAUGAAUGCCAGCGAAUCUUCAUGGACCGUCUUAUCUGUGAAGAGGACUUAUUUAUUAUGAGGCAAGCAGUAGCAGAAACUUCAGCCAAAGUAUUUCCUCAGUGGUCUGAUUCUGUUCUUCGAGAGCCUUUACUGUUUGGUGACUUCCGCAAUGUCUUAAAUGCUCCAAAACAAAGACAAUAUGAAGAUCUUUUGGAUUAUGAUGCAGUCUAUGCCCUUGUUAGAGAAAUUUUAAGUAAAUACAAUGAGAAGAAUGUCAGUCUUAACUUAGUCCUAUUUGAUGACGUGCUGGAACAUUUCAUUCGAGUGCAUCGUGUUCUUCGAAUGCACAACGGUCACAUGACAUUAAUUGGAGUUACUAGUUCUGGGAAAAAAAGUAUUACUCAUUUAGCAGCAUAUACAGCA
Molecule: messenger RNA, 459 nt
Organism: Gryllus bimaculatus (two-spotted cricket)
Lineage: Eukaryota; Metazoa; Arthropoda; Insecta; Orthoptera; Gryllidae
Source: the annotation of a GenBank genome assembly